Cuscuta europaea is the source of this 417-nucleotide messenger RNA. Lineage: Eukaryota; Viridiplantae; Streptophyta; Magnoliopsida; Solanales; Convolvulaceae. The record is from the annotation of a GenBank genome assembly.
AAGAAAGGGUGAUGCUGCGAUCCCCGAAAGUGAAUGUUCUACAAGCUCUUUUAUAAUGGCAGGAACAACUCAAACGCAGAUCGAUGAUGCCAUCUACCCCAAGGGGAAAUGGAUCAAGGUGCUGGACAACAAUUUCCAUCUAGACCUUACAGUGUUCAAGUGCCAGAACCCAGUGGUUCCAGCAAUCAUGAAAGGUCACUAUCUCUGGCCUGCACUUCACAACACAAAACCAGUGCCAGAGAUAUACCUACAACAGUUCUGGGGUCAUAUGCAUACGGAAUCACCGAAGGAUCGCUCAAAGAAAAAGACCAAAUUGAACGGCAUGCGGGUGAUUCUGACACCAUCCACUCUACGGGCUACUCUAGCGCUGCCAAUCCAUGACGAGUACGAUGCGUUGCCGUCCAUCCCAGAUCUACU